UCAACACACAUUUCAUUCAUUUGUGUUGAUAUUUUUGCGUUUUUAUCUGUUUAUUUAUUUUCAUUUGUAUCGAAUUUCUAGUUGUGAGUUAGGCAACUUAAUGUGCGUUGACAACUGAAUAUCAAUGUCAGAAAAGAAGUGUGCGGCUGUCUGAUCAGCUGCGAAACAAUGUUGUACAGAUCGUCGUGAUGUAAAUAAUCUUAGAAAACAAGUUCCCGUGCAAUGCAAGUGGUCCCGGCCAAGCAGAACGCCAUCCGAUGCAUUUUCUUCUGCGAGUUUCAUCCGACCCAAGGGCCGAUGAUUUCGUGCCAGGUGCCGGAGAACUACAUUUCCAAAGAACUCUUCGACAGCAUCAGCGUCUAUAUCAUCACGAAGGCCGAACUACAGCGCAGCACAAUCACCGUAACUUUAGCCGAACAUAAAAUUCUCGGCUUUCCUGUCCGCAUCGACGAAAAAUACGCGCGCAAUGCAUUUCACUUCAAUCUAUGUUUCGUCUGCGAUAGCAAUGCAAGAACCGUGCAUUACGAGCCGGUGGUGAUGAAAUUCGCCGAGUACCUGAUGGCUAUGGAGGUAGAAAACAGCUACCUGUCCGGAGGCGGCUGUGCGCCGAAACUAGCGCCUAUUUUAGCGCAAGCAAUGCGUGCGUUAAACACACGAGGAGAAUGCGCGCUCGCCGAAGGACCAACCGCCACCCACUUGAAAGUUGUUGACGUUCGUGGUGAUCCAGUACGUGUCGCUGAUCAUCAAGUACCCGUCCUGGUGCGGCCAUUACCCGAACGCGCCUGGGACCUGACCACGCACGCUGUCGCGCCGCACAUAAACGGUUUCAAUCAUGUGCUGCGCAUUGCGACACUCGCCGAUGUUGAGAACAAUCUGGUGAAGGCAUGCGUGCGCAAUCUGCUUUAUUACGGCGCUAUCGCCCUAGUACCACUUCAGUAUGGUAAUGUGUACUGCACGACGCCGCGCUUGCGUGCGUUAGUGCAGGACGCUCGCCUUCGGGAUCGUUGCCUGCGUUAUGUUGCGAAAUCCGAUCGACAGCGACCAUCGCUUCGUGAUGUCUUUCGCAUGUACGCCGCCAUGACACGCGGCACAACCAUUCGUGAUCUAUGCUUGCGUAUGAAUCCAUCUGCGUUGUGGAUCAACGAACGUAAAUUGGUGCAAUUCGGCGUGUUGGAAGGUCUGGUACGCCGUGUGCACAAAUAUCCAGUACUUCUCGGUGAGCCAGCAUCGUUGCGGCGAUCGCUGGACGGCGGCGCCUGCCUAGAUGAAAUCUGCUGCUCGACGGGCGUCAGCGGCCAGCAGCUUGAGGACCAACUCGAACGCGAUCACAAUGUCGUCCUACUCUGGCGGUGAUUCAUAUUCACUUUUAUAAAUAUUUACGUGCAAGUAUGUUUAGACCAAAGAAGUUUAUAACUCCACUCUACUUUAGUGAAACAGAGACAGAGGAAUUAAAUAAACAAUUCGGCGCAGUGUAUGUAUGCAUAUCGAAGUUUUUCAAAUGAUGGAUUAUUAAACAAACGAUAAAGUUUAAUUGAAUGGCAGUACACUUACUGUAUGCUAUGUAGUUAAUAAUGCGGAACUUGUUUUUCUAAUAAACUGUAAACUUUUA
Messenger RNA from Dalotia coriaria, 1609 nucleotides. It is a transcript of the gene Nprl2, whose product is annotated as Nitrogen permease regulator-like 2. The record is from RefSeq and is a predicted model, not a curated record. Lineage: Eukaryota; Metazoa; Arthropoda; Insecta; Coleoptera; Staphylinidae. Gene Ontology annotation, biological process: cellular response to amino acid starvation; negative regulation of TORC1 signaling; positive regulation of autophagy. Gene Ontology annotation, molecular function: GTPase activator activity. Gene Ontology annotation, cellular component: vacuolar membrane; GATOR1 complex.